Cladocopium goreaui is the source of this 2025-nucleotide messenger RNA. The record is from the annotation of a GenBank genome assembly. Lineage: Eukaryota; Dinophyceae; Suessiales; Symbiodiniaceae.
AUGAGCAUGAUGGCUGGUGCUUCUGGAAGCGUGCCGCAGCCGGGUAUGGGAUGGAGACUUCAAUCAGAGAGCCUACUUGGUUGGAUCCUCUCUCCAACCUGCAUCGACACAGCACUCUACAAGGAGCAGAGCGCACGUUCAGUGCACUUCUCCCGUGGUCUUGCCUCCCGAAGCCGCUCUUCGGUUGAGUCAGUUCAAAGACUACUCCGGGAUACUGUGCAGGAGGUUCUUCGACAAGGUAGCAGCGUUGUAGCGCCACUACUUCGUGCUGGGGAGGCCAGCAGAAAUGCAGUGGUCGCCUGGUUUGCUGCCUUGAUUACCGGUUCACAAGCCAGGACAAAGAGCGCCAACAUGAUGGACCAGGGACAAGGGCCGCAAGGCUUCAUACAUAUGCUUGAAAAUGCGCCAGUCCCUUUGGACAUGCAGAUGCAAAUGCAGAUCAUGAAGGCCCAGUCCUCUGGUUUUGCUACAUCUGGACUGUGUGUCAAUAGCUUUUGGGCCAUCCUGGAGCUUGUCAAACCCAUCAAGCUUGCUCAGGUUAGCACCUUGGAGCCAUUCUACUUGCUGAGAGAAGGUGACCAUGACAAGGAGGUCAUUGGUGGCUUCAUAGACGAGCCUCGUUUCGGAGAGACCUCGGAGGUCGAGGCCACCAAAGCCUAUGCAAAAUCGAAGGGCCUUCUGACUGAUCCCUCAAAGUUCCCGACUCAAAUCUUUUGGCUUGCCAUUCGAGCUUUCCACGUCUUUUGUGUGCCAGUGAUGAAGGAGAACCUUUGUAUGGUUGCAGCAGCUGGCUAUUUCCACACGAAGAACAUGGCAAUUAUGGAGACUGCGAUGGGGGAGCACCUCGUCUAUGAAGCCAUCCUGGGCAGCAGUGCCUUCCUAGGUGACCUUGGAACUUUCCUAAACUUGGUCAUGGCCUUUUGCUUGGGUGCAGCCUUCCCUGACCGAGUCGCAGAUUUUGCUGCUGGCAAAGUCCAAGGCUCUGUCCUGACCGAGGAAGUUUCUCCUCAGUGGUCUGUGCUGCCCUCGUGUAUUCUGGAAGAUGUCAUAGAGGUCUUGGAGAUAGUGACCAGUAUUCAACCACAAGGCAAGGGUCCCUCGGAGUUGUUUCUACACCUGGACGCUCAGCUUUUGCUGCUAAUGGUCACCUUUAUGUUGGGCAAUGGCAACCAUGUGAAGAAUCCAAACCUGCGCGGAAAGGCUGCAACGCUCCUGAAGAAUUUGACCUCGAACUCGAACUAUCGACAUCUUGUCGAAAACUCUCCAGUCUUGGCAAAUGACAUCAUCCCAGGGUGCAUUAGAGUCUUCACUGCAGUGGAAAAGACAAAGCAAUCGUUCUAUGACAUCAGGAUGCAGCUGAAGUACCAGCUUCGCAUACCUAUCAUGGAGCUUUUUGAGCGCAUGCUGCCUCUUGAGGCACACAAGAAGGCGCUCAAGAGCUUUGCCACAGAGAAUCCGGACGAAUUUCUCAAGUUCCUGAACAACUUGAUGAACGAUGCCACCAUGCAACUUGAAGAGGGCAUGGACACACUCAUCGAGAUUCGUCGUCUCAUGAAAGAAGGAAAGCAGGCUGAACUUCAACGUCCUGCAGCCUCCAGCGUGGCAGAAGAUGAGCAAACCGGAGAAGGUGCCGAUCUCUAUGCCCGUAGUCGAGCAGAUCCAAAGGCUCACUGCAAGCAGUACAUGCAGAUGGGCCAUAGAACGAUCAGCACUUUAUGGAGCAUUAGUCGGGAGGCGCCCACGGUGAUUAUCAGCAAGCUGAAUGUCCUACAGCAGAUGCUGCACAACUGCCUCAACAGCUGCCUGGAUCGUUUGGUCGGCCCUCGCUGCCUGGAGCUGAAGGCUCCGCAGAAGGGCCAGGUCAGUGACUUCGAAGAGUACAGCUUCAAACCCAAGGAGCUUUUGCAGAUGAUUGCGGAGAUGUACGUCUUUGUCGGUCGAGCUGACAAAGAAAAGGUGUCCUGUGCUCAUGAAAUAGCGAUUGCAUGCGAUUGCAUGAUGCAGGAUACACUUCGACCAUCGUGA